CCCGCGUUCGCAGGCCGCCGGGCGCGGCUUCCGCCCGAGCCGGUCCAGGUGUGGAGCCGGGCCCCGCUGGGGGCCCCGCCGCCCCGUGCGAGCUCCAGGAGUAAGGGGAGCAGGCCGGGCCCCGCACCGGUAAUCUCUACUUCCCCUCGCGUUUCCUUCGGUCACCCCCAGUUCCCGGCCCUGAAAUCACAAGCCUUAACUGCCCGUGCUGCCCUUAACUGCCCGGCCUGUUUUGCGUCACGAACUUGCUCCAGACCCUGAGGCAAACUGAGUCGUCGCAGGAGACUGUACCAACACACAGGUGUACCAUAGGUGACAGAACUCGAUCUGGGCCGGGAAGGGGACAAAUCCGUGAAGGGCGACGCCAGGCAUUCCAGUAGUAAUUGAUAGAAAUCUUACAUGGGAUAGGAUUUAUUCCCUCCAUACUUCUGAACCAAUGAACAGAAAAUGGGAAGCAAAACUGAAGCAAAUUGAAGAACGAGCAUCUCAUUAUGAGAGGAAACCGUUGUCCUCAGUCUAUAGACCAAGAUUAUCCAAGCCAGAAGAACCACCCUCCAUUUGGAAACUAUUUCAUCGCCAAACUCAAGCUUUUAAUUUUGUUAGAAGCUGUAAAGAAGACGUUCAUGUAUUUGCCUUGGAAUGCAAAGUGGAAGAUGGACAACGUAUUUACCUUGUAACAACCUAUACUGAACUUUGGUUUUACUAUAAAUCCAGAAAAAAUCUCUUGCACUGCUAUGAAGUUAUUCCUGAAAAUGCUGUGUGCAAGCUUUACUUCGACUUGGAAUUUAACAAACCUGCCAAUCCAGGAGCUGAUGGGAAAAAGAUGGUUGCAUUACUCAUUGAGCAUGUGUGUAAAGAGCUUCAAGAGUUAUAUAGUGUUAAAUGUUCAGCUGAAGAUGUUUUGAACUUGGAUUCCAGCACUGAUGAAAAAUUUAGCCGUCAUUUAAUAUUUCAGCUCCAUGAUGUGGCAUUUAAAGACAACAUUCAUGUUGGUAAUUUUGUGAGAAAAAUUUUGCAACCUGCUCUUCACUUAGCUGCCAACAAGGAUGACAGCAGCCCUCCAGAGACAGCAGGCCACGGGGCUCCCCACUUUCCUGAAGCACCAGUAGAACAAGGAAUUUCCUUUAACAAAAUGUCCACAGAUAAGGAUCGAGGAGAGAGCUGGACGUUGAAUUCAGAGAAACUGGGGACGUGGGGCUCAGCUGAGCAGAGCAGUGCUGAGCUUUCGUUUUUAGUUGUGAGAAACAACAUGGGAGAAAAGCAUCUUUUUGUGGAUCUAGGAGUUUAUACAAGAAAUAGAAAUUUUCGGCUCUACAAAUCAUCAAAAAUAGGAAAGCGUGUGGCUUUGGAGGUUGCUGAAGAUAACAGAUUUUUUCCUCUACAGUCAAAAUAUAUUUCUGAAGAAUAUCAGUAUUUUCUUUCUUCUCUGAUCAGCAAUGUCAGAUUCUCAGAUACUUUAACAGUUCUUACAUGUGACACACCUCAGAAUAAACAAAAGGGUGUUGAAUAUUUUAACAGUAACAACACUUCAGUAGAGACCAUCGAAGGUUUUCAGUGUUCGCCCUAUCCUGAAGUUGAUCAUUUUGUUCUUUCUUUGGUGAAUAAAAACGGCAUUAAAGGAGGAAUUCGGCGUUGGAACUACUUUUUCCCAGAAGAAUUAUUGGUUUAUGAUAUUUGUAAAUAUCGCUGGUGUGAAAACAUUGGAAGAGCCCACAAGAGUAAUAAUAUCAUGAUUCUGGUUGAUCUGAAAAAUGAAGUUUGGUAUCAAAAAUGCCAUGAUCCUGUAUGUAAAGCAGAAAACUUCAAAUCUGACUGUUUUCCACUACCUGCUGAAGUAUGUCUCCUGUUUCUUUUCAAAGAUGAAGAGGAGUUUCCAGCAGAUGAAGCAGAUGAAACUGGGAACAAUAAAACCAAGAAUCCUCAUAAACAGUCACCUAAUAAGUCAUCAACAGGUAUAUCUUCUGAUGUGGACUGGGAUAAUGGCAUUGAAGAUGCUUACUUUUUAGAAGCCACUGAAGAUGCUGAAUUAGUUGAAGCUGCAGAGAAUAGUCUUCUCAGUUACAAUGGUAUAGAUGAUGAAAUUCCUGAUGAACUAAUUAUAGAAGUAUUACAAGAGUAGCUAAUUAACUGUGGACACUUAAAUAACCAGGCUAUAAUUUGCCCAAAGUCUGAGAUUUGGUAACAUAUUAAAUUAUUAACUUAUUAUUAAACCUGUUUAUAUCAAUUAAGUUGUAUCACUUUUUCAGGUUUUUUUUUUUUUUAAUUGAAACCAAUUUUGUUGAAAAUUAGCCUUGGUGUACUACUAAAAUUCAG
This is a messenger RNA of Microcebus murinus (gray mouse lemur), 2313 nucleotides long. It is a transcript of the gene PRIMPOL, whose product is annotated as primase and DNA directed polymerase. Gene Ontology annotation, cellular component: nucleus; mitochondrial matrix. Gene Ontology annotation, molecular function: DNA-directed DNA polymerase activity; chromatin binding. Gene Ontology annotation, biological process: response to UV; mitochondrial DNA replication; error-prone translesion synthesis. The record is from RefSeq and is a predicted model, not a curated record. NCBI's taxonomy places the organism in Eukaryota, Metazoa, Chordata, Mammalia, Primates, Cheirogaleidae.